Molecule: messenger RNA, 972 nt
Organism: Caenorhabditis bovis
Lineage: Eukaryota; Metazoa; Nematoda; Chromadorea; Rhabditida; Rhabditidae
Source: the annotation of a GenBank genome assembly
AUGGCGCUAUGGACUGAUCCAUCUCGCCAGUUUCUGAUAUCCGCAAUACGAAGCCGCCCAAUCAUUUGGGACAAAAAUUACGCCACCGACAACAAUUAUCGGAAUGCGAAGAAUGACGCGAUUCAGGAAGUCGUCGAGGAUCUCAAUGCGAUGUACCCAAUGGGCACCAAGUUCAGCAGCGAAGACGUUCGAUCGCAAUGGAAGAAUCUGAAAGACACGUUUGUUCGCAAAUUACGAUGGCUCACCGAGGGCAAAUACUCGGAGGAUCCGACGAAGGAGCCGACGUGGAAAUUCUAUCGAAUGUUGUCGUUUCUCGACGAGAAGGAGACGAAACGCCUUCACAGUGAAGGAAUUGUCGAUCAGAAUGAGUUCGACCUAGUCCAGCUACACAAUGAUAAUCCGCAGUACGAUAAUGGAAGAAUGCAUAUCAAAGGCGACAUUCAGCACCAAAUGCAUUAUGAGCAUAAUUCGCAUAGCGCUCCAUCAAGCGAGGAGCAGAUGUUGCAAAUGUUCUCACAGAGCUACGAAAGCAAGCAGCAGGGUCUGCAAAGCGUUUCACCGCCGUCGCCGUCGCUGCCGAUGCCGCAGGUCGCCGGCGCGCCGUGCAGCACCGAGACGAUAUGCGCGAAGCCGCCGUUCACGCCGCCCAACGGCCACUCGUCGCACACCAACGGCAACGCGCCGCCGGCCGUCGUCGUCGACAACGACGACGAUGAGCCGCGUCGGAAGCGCGUAUGCAAGCCGUUGAUCAAACGCAAUUCGCCGAGCGGCGCCCAUUUCGAGCCGUACAACAUUCGGCGAUCGACGACGACGGCGGCCGCUCAGGACGAGUUUGAUCUAUUCGGCGCGUGUGUCGCCGCCCAACUAAGACGACUUUGCGAAGAAACGAAUCGCGGCGAGGCGCUUCAUCUCCAGAAAAAACUCAACGAUGUGAUCUACGAGAGCCAAAUCAAGUUACUAAACAAUCAAUGA